This is a messenger RNA of Scophthalmus maximus (turbot), 2242 nucleotides long. It is a transcript of the gene zmat1, whose product is annotated as zinc finger matrin-type 1. Lineage: Eukaryota; Metazoa; Chordata; Actinopteri; Pleuronectiformes; Scophthalmidae. The record is from RefSeq and is a predicted model, not a curated record. Gene Ontology annotation, molecular function: nucleic acid binding; zinc ion binding. Bases 33 to 1763 code for a protein of 576 amino acids. The transcript has 7 exons.
UGCGCCUUACCCACAAACAGCUAAAGAGAAAGAUGGAGGAAGUGCGCGUCUGUACUCCGCAGCUUGCGGAAUCAGACGCUCAAAAUAACACUAGUAGUUCCCCUAACGCGGCUUCUGUGACAGAUGCUGACAAAGUAAUAAACACUCAAAUAGAUAAUACCCCGGUCGAAGGAGACAAGGAUGAAGAGGAGCUACUCGAGGGUCUCCUCACCGACGACUACUGCCAUGUGUGUGAGGCUGUGCUAUUGUUUGAAUCUCAGCGGCUGUCCCACUAUGAGGGAAAGAAACAUGCCCAGAGAGUCAAGCUGUACCUGCAGGCCAAGAAAGCUGAAUCCACAGCAACCCAGCGGACCACGACUACUAAUAAGGACCGUUUCUGUGGGUUGUGUAAUAUGGUGUUUAGUUCCCACUUGGUGGCAAACUUUCACUAUGAAGGCAAAGUCCAUACAAAAAAUCUUCGCAAACAAGGUGUGCAGCCCCCAGUCAUGAACAGGUUCACGGAGGUGUGUACUUCACCAAGGUCGACUCAGGAUCCUGACGGGGCAGACCAGGCGUCAGUCCCAGAGGGGCGUGCGGAGCAUCUUGUGGACCCAGCGGCCGCCAUAACUACCCCGAGCACCGUCGAUCUGAAGGACCCGAACAAGUGCUGCGCUCUGUGUACUGCUUCCUUCAACAAUCCCCAAAUGGCUCUGCAGCACUACAAUGGACGCAGACACCAGAGGAAUCAGGCGAGACAGGAGCUGAUCAAAGAGCUGGGAGACGAUGUCCAACAAGCCAACUUCCUGAUGUGUCAGAUGUGCAGUGUGCAGUUUAACUCUGUGGAGAUGUACCAGGCACACGUACAGGGAAACAAGCACCAGAUUAGGGAGAAGAAGGUGGUCGACCUCUGCAAAUCCCAACAGAAAAACUACAACACAUAUGCAGACGAACUGGCAGAUUACAUUCAGGUACAGAAAGCCCGGGGGAUUACCACCAAGACCAGUCCAGUCCUCCCUCAGGGUGACACACAAGAGGAUGAAGAGGGAGUACAGGAAGUUUUGAAUAAGAGGAAUAUCACAGGACUGAAAAAUCAGCCACACCCUAGUAGUUACUACCCACCGAAUGGUGGAUGGCGUCCUCCAUUUCACGGCCCUGCUUGGCCUCCUCACAGCUGGGACUUCAACUGUCCUCCUCCAGUCCUCCCAGGCUCAGGCUCAGGCCUUCCACAGUUCACCAGUCGUCCCAUGAAGAGAUCCUCCUCUUCCUCUUCCUGUAGCAUUAGCACAAGUGACAGUGAUGACAGUGAAUACAAGCAGAGAGAAAGGAGGAGGAUUAGGAGAUCCGAGAAGGAGCGAGGCAAGAGGACACGAGAUGAGGACUCAGACAAAGAGGAGAGGAGGAGGAAACGGCAGCGGAAGGAACGAGACAAUGAGAAAACGAUGAGAAAACGAGAGGAGACUGUAGAGUCGGAGCAAGAGCGGAGGAGGAAAAAGCAAAAGAAGCAGGGCAAGGGGGGAAGAAAAGAAAAAAAAUCCCAGGAAGAUGACGUUGAGAAGGAAGGAGGAGAUAUGGAGAUGGACAAUGUACAGCCAGAAGACAUGAUGGACAAUAGAAAAUAUACUGAAGUACAUAUUCAGGCUGAAAUUAAUGUUGGAGAGGGAGAGUGUGGGCCGGACGAGUCGACCAAACCCAAAUACAGGAAAGAGAAGAAGAAAAUGAGAGAGAAACUAGACACUCGGACGGAGGAGGAGAAGCUGUGGGAUGACUCCAUUCUGGGCUGUUGAGCUCUGAGAUGCUGUCGUGUCUAAGACUACACACAAAGUUAUGAGCUUGACUUUGAAAAUGUCAAAACUGUGUAGUGAUACAAUUAUUGAAAUUAUUUUGAUAGCAGUAAACUAAGCAAUUUUCACCGUCUGCCGGAGUGGAGCCCCGGCAGUUCUUGUCCACAGACGCAAGUUCAUGCAAACACAAAUUGGGAAUGAAUGUUGUCAUUGACCUUGGGGUGGUUUACAUUAUGUAUAGCACAGCUAUAAUAACUUUAUUUUUUCACUAUGACACUUAUUAAUAUAUUGGAUUCAAUUCUUGUGCUGCCAUAUUUAAAUCUUACUUUGUUUGCAUAUUAUUUACAAAUCAUCAACUCUUGAGUUAUUUAAGUUAGGUUUGAGUGUAUUAGAUUGUGAUCUCUUUAGCAGCCUGUGGUUGGCGCUGUCGAGCUUCAUUCUGCGCUUCAGUAAAGCAAAUUAAAAGCCCACGGAUGUUGGAA